GCGUGGAUCACUGAUGGCGGCAGAGAAAGCACGCUGUGUUCUGGAGCUGUAGAGGCUGUAGAAAGAUGAAAUGGAAAGUAGAAUGAGUCCAAACGACACGAAGGCAGAAUCCUCUGGUUACCAACGAGUCGUUUUGAAGAACGCUUCACCGCAUCACUACCUGAAAGUCCGCCUGCUGCUGGAGGAUGAGACAUGCAGAGUGAGCUCUGUAGAACUGAAGAGCUUCAUCAUCACCUGCCUGAAGGGUCUGCAUGGAGAGGUUGGAGCCGCGUUAGACGUCGGUGUGCUGAAGUACGAGGAGGAAACGCUGACCGCUCUGCUGCGUGUUCAAAGCAGAGGUUUGGUGAAGCUGUGGAGCUCCCUGACACUGCAGGGGUCCUACCAGAACCAGGCCUGUGCCUUCAGGGUUCUGCAGGUCAGCAGACCAUAGAUCGAUCUGUCCGUCUGUCUGU
Messenger RNA from Cyprinodon variegatus (sheepshead minnow), 452 nucleotides. RefSeq names its product ribonuclease P/MRP 14kDa subunit (gene rpp14). The coding region runs from base 71 to 430 and encodes 119 amino acids. The record is from RefSeq and is a predicted model, not a curated record. Gene Ontology annotation, biological process: tRNA 5'-leader removal. The transcript has 5 exons. Lineage: Eukaryota; Metazoa; Chordata; Actinopteri; Cyprinodontiformes; Cyprinodontidae. Gene Ontology annotation, cellular component: ribonuclease P complex.